AAAUGACGUCUUAAUCACAAUAAUAAUAACAGCUAACCGUACAAAACUCUGCUGAGCUGCUGUCUCAUGAUUCCUGCAACCUCUUUCUCUCUCUUCAUACAUCUAUAUCUUUCUUUCUAUCUAUCCUUUAGGGUUUAUCCUUACUAAUCUAAUCUCUCAUUAAUUUACUUCACUUCAACUUUCUAUUUAUAUAUUUAUUUACCAAUUAUAUUCAAUUAUACAAAUUAUCAAAUUAUAAAUGGGAAGAAUAUUCGUGAUUGAGCUUGAAGGCAGAACUUACAAAUGCAAAUUCUGUAAAACCCAUCUUGCUUUUGCCGACGACCUUGUUUCCCGGGUAUUUUUUCUUCAAGCUCGUACUUUUCACUGUCGCAGAGGGAAAGCAUAUCUGUUCAAAAAUACGGUAAAUAUUAUCCUUGGAGCUUCAGAGGAAAGAUUGAUGCUUUCUGGGAUGCAUACUGUUGCAGAUAUAUUUUGCUGCUGCUGUGGACAGAUCGUUGGAUGGAAAUAUGAAGCAGCUCGUGAGAAAAGCCAGAAAUACAAAGAAGGGAAAUUUGUCCUCGAAAGAGGCAGGAUUAUUGAUGGAUUCGACACUGACGUCUCUGAGUUCUACAUUGAUGCUCGUUUGAUGAGUGAUGCUGAGGAUGUUUAGAUAUGUUCCAUAUCCCACAUGUAAGAUGUGCUCUAUGUUGUGAGUGGAAAACAUGUUUUAGCAUCUACGUUUGUAUGAAUAGAUUCGGUAAACCAUACCUGUAUAUAUGAGCAUGACAAUUCCUGCUGGGUGUAAUCACUGAGUUCUGUGGUUGGCAUGAAUUUUAAUCCCCGUGUUUUCUGAUUGAUUUAA
Molecule: messenger RNA, 841 nt
Organism: Chenopodium quinoa (quinoa)
Lineage: Eukaryota; Viridiplantae; Streptophyta; Magnoliopsida; Caryophyllales; Amaranthaceae
Product: protein yippee-like At5g53940
Exons: 5
Coding region: 239-649 (136 amino acids)
Cellular component (GO): ubiquitin ligase complex
Source: RefSeq, a predicted model, not a curated record